This is a messenger RNA of Bacidia gigantensis, 723 nucleotides long. RefSeq lists its product as uncharacterized. Gene Ontology annotation, cellular component: cytoplasm. The record is from RefSeq and is a predicted model, not a curated record. Bases 1 to 723 code for a protein of 240 amino acids. NCBI's taxonomy places the organism in Eukaryota, Fungi, Ascomycota, Lecanoromycetes, Lecanorales, Ramalinaceae. The transcript has a single exon. Gene Ontology annotation, biological process: import into nucleus.
AUGACCCACUCUCUCUCCUCCGUCGCUCUCGCAGGCUCUACUGGCCUCGUCGGCUCUCAAGUCCUCAGCACCCUGCUGUCCUUGCCUUCUGCCCCCACGGUACACGCCCUCACGCGCCGCGAACUCCCUCACAGCUUCACAUCCUCCUCCCUCCAGCCAAUUCUUGAAAAAGAAAGCGCAUCAUGGCCUCAAAGACUAUCUUCGCUAUCUCCUCCUCCAACCGCUUAUAUCACAGCCCUUGGAACCACUCGCGCGGCCGCGGGCUCUGUCGCCGCUCAGCGAAGUAUUGAUCUUGACCUAAAUCUUUCUCUUGCGAAAGCGGCCAAAGAAUCAGGUGUGAAUACUUUUGUGCUCCUAUCUUCUGCGGGAACGAGCAGUAAAAGCUACCUCGCCUACAGCAAGAUGAAGGGAGAGCUAGAGGAUGCAGUCAAAGAGCUAGGGUUCGCACAUUGUGUUAUUGUACGACCAGGAUUGCUUGUGGGGCAAAGAGAGGAUACGAGGGUAGCGGAAGCGGUGCUGAGGUCGUUGGCAAAUGGGAUGGGAAAGCUCACAGGGGGAUGGGGCAAGGAUUUCUGGGCGCAGGAUGCCGAUGUAAUCGCGAGGGCGAUUGUUAGGGCGGCUGAGAAGUGCGUGGACGGGCAACAGGCGGAAGGUGUUUGGGUAGUCGAGCAAAAGGAUGUCGUGAGGUUGGGACGGACGGAGUGGGACGAAGGAGGGAAGUGA